Molecule: messenger RNA, 2571 nt
Organism: Piliocolobus tephrosceles (Ugandan red Colobus)
Lineage: Eukaryota; Metazoa; Chordata; Mammalia; Primates; Cercopithecidae
Gene: NR0B1
Product: nuclear receptor subfamily 0 group B member 1
Exons: 2
Coding region: 10-1212 (400 amino acids)
Biological process (GO): adrenal gland development; negative regulation of transcription by RNA polymerase II; male gonad development
Cellular component (GO): cytoplasm; nucleus
Molecular function (GO): transcription factor binding; transcription corepressor activity
Source: RefSeq, a predicted model, not a curated record
CCGCGGGCCAUGGCGGGCGAGAACCACCAGUGGCAGGGCAGCAUCCUCUACAACAUGCUUAUGAGCGCGAAGCAAACGCGCGCGGCUCCUGAGGCUCCAGAGACGCGGAUGGUGGAUCAGUGCUGGGGCUGUUCGUGCGGCGAUGAGCCCGGGGUGGGCAGAGAGGGGCUGCUUGGCGGGCGGAACGUGUCGCUCCUGUACCGCUGCUGCUUUUGCGGUAAAGACCACCCACGGCAGGGCAGCAUCCUCUACAGCAUGCUCACGAGCGCAAAGCAAACGUACGCGGCACCGAAGGCGCCUGAGCCGACGCUGGGUCCGUGCUGGGGCUGUUCGUGCGGCUCUGAUCCCGGGGUGGGCAGAGCGGGGCUUCCGGGUGGGCGGCCCGUGGCACUCCUGUACCGCUGCUGCUUUUGUGGUGAAGACCACCCGCGGCAGGGCAGCAUCCUCUACAGCUUGCUCACUAGCGCAAAGCAAACGCACGUGGCUCCGGCAGCGCCCGAGGCACGGCCAGUGGGAGCGUGGUGGGACCGCUCCUACUUCGCGCAGAGGCCAGGGGGUAGAGAGGCGCUACCAGGCGGGCGGGCCAUGGGGCUUCUGUACCGCUGCUGCUUUUGCGGUGAAGACCACCCGCAGCAGGGCAGCACCCUCUACUGCAUGCCCACGAGCACAAAUCAAGUGCAGGCGGCUCCGGAGGAGCGGCGGAGGGCCCCCUGGUGGGACACCUCCUCUGGUGCGCUGCGGCCAGUGGCGCUCAAGAGUCCACAGGUGGUCUGCGAGGCAGCCUCAGCGGGCCUGUUGAAGACGCUGCGCUUCGUCAAGUACUUGCCCUGCUUCCAGGUGCUGCCCCUGGACCAGCAGCUGGUGCUGGUGCGCAACUGCUGGGCGUCCCUGCUCAUGCUUGAGCUGGCCCAGGACCGCUUGCAGUUCGAGACUGUAGAAGUCUCGGAGCCCAGCAUGCUGCAGAAGAUCCUCACCACCAGGCGGCGGGAGACCGGGGGCGACGAGCCACUGCCCGUGUCCACGCUGCAGCCCCAUUUGGCACCGCCGGCGGAGGCCAGGAAGGUGCCCUCCGCCUCCCAGGUCCAAGCCAUCAAGUGCUUUCUUUCCAAGUGCUGGAGUCUGAACAUCAGUACCAAGGAGUACGCCUACCUCAAGGGGACCGUGCUCUUUAACCCGGGAAAAGGGAAGGAAAAUGAUUACAAUGAUCAUUAGCAUCAUUUAAACCAAGUGGUCAACUGCUAAUUACUUGAAUACAAGUUAAAGAACUUUGCAAUGAUAUUAUUAUCAUGGAAGAUCAAAGGACCUUCAAAAGCAGCCUCCUCUUAUUACUUUCCUUAUAAAACCUUACAUGCUCUUAAACUUUCCUGCAUUGUAUUUCUUUCACUUUUACUUAGGUAUCACACUAUACUGCAAAAGGUCAUGUGUUUUCUAUUACAAAAGUUAUUUUUGAAUCAUGGUGCAAUUCGUGAUGUUUUCAUGUUUACUUUUUAAACUUUUAGUGACUAUAAGAAUGUUCAAAAACUUCUUACUUUGAUAUUUUGGAAAAGAGCCUUUUCGAAUACUCAUAAGAAUCAUUCUUUUAUAUUUUUCAAAAUCUUCCCCGAUACAGAAAUUAUGGUACAAUGAGCUAAGUGGCUAUUGUUAGCUUUCAAAUUAUUCGGGCCUCUAAACUAAUAUUGGCCUGCAGGCAAAUAGGUAAAAUGAAACUGUGUGUCAAAGUUUGUGGCUGUGAAGUUUACCACCACUGGCUGAAUGAUCAGUAUAAUGGUGGGAAGUUCAAAGAAGAAUGGUAAAAGCAUUUGUCAUCUGGCAACGCUUCCUGUUUUUCAUGGCUUGUUUCUCAUAGGUAAAGUGCCCACCUCUUGAAAUAUCAUGAACUUCUUCAUAUUUGCAUAGAAAGUGAACUGGAGUGAUGAUUCAUUAAACUAUAUUCCUCUGUCAUAUUAAAUUGUGUGCAUUUGUUGGCUCAUGGCCAGUGUAUUUGCAAACGUGUGCAUACAAAUAUAGUGAAUAUUAAGUAAGAAUGAUCACAUGAUGUUUCAUUCUUGGACAUGUUGGCGUCUGAAAACUUAGGCUGGUUUGACAUUUUACCCUUUUAACCAGGAAGCUUGGGGUCUUUUUUAAUUGGGACGAAACAGAAAUGGGUAUUCUUAAAAAGCUAUCUAAGGACUCUAUGGUGAGCUGUUUUAUAACAAAGAGAUUUUUCUCCCUCCAGACGUGCCGGGCCUGCAGUGUGUGAAGUACAUUCAGGGACUCCAGUGGGGAACUCAGCAGAUACUCAGUGAACACGCCAGGAUGACACACCAAGGGCCCCAUGACAGAUUCAUCGAACUGAAUAGUACCCUUUUCCUGCUGAGAUUCAUCAAUGCCAAUGUCAUUGCUGAACUGUUCUUCAGACCCAUCAUUGGCACAGUCAGCAUGGAUGAUAUGAUGCUGGAAAUGCUUUGUACAAAGUUGUAAAGGCCUGUGGGCCACACAAAUGCAGUAGUGCAGUUCACCAUGAGGGAAGAAUAAAGAGCUGUGGACAACAGAGUGUCAAAUAUUUUAAAAUAAACUUUCUUAUUAUUUUUA